AUGUGUGGAGUCAUUCCGGUGAAUUUUAUCCCAUUUGGCUUCUUUUGCACAGAAGCUUGGGUAUCCACAUCAUUUUACUACUUUCAACAGAAAAUUCAUAUUUUUUCGUAUUCUUUCACAGAUCCUAAUGUCCCCCUAGGUGACGAUUUUGACUGGGAGGACAACAACGAGUCCGAGUUGUCCGGCUCCGAAUCAGAGGACGACUUCGUGCCGCUGACCGACAUGUCGAUCGACUCUGGCGAGAAUCUCGCCGAACACGUCAGGCGUCGCUGGGAUAGCAACGCCCCUAAUACCUCCUUCUUUGUCUGGAGGAAGAGGGAGAACGACCCACGAUGCUGCGACUUUCUUGGGGUCAAGGUUCCUGACCCAAAUGUUGCUUCAAGGCCAGAAGAGGUCCUUAGCAAGUUCCUGACAGAGGAACUUCUGGAAAAUAUAGCUAAGGAGAUGAACCGGUACGUUGUGCAGAACCCGAGGACAUAAAGGGAUGGAAGGAUACCUCAGUGCGGGAACUUCGUGUGUUCCUUGGGCUGCAGUUCGAUAAGUUCGAUGCCCUCACGUCGGCGCUGCACUCCCCUGACAACGAAGACGAC
Messenger RNA from Penaeus chinensis, 590 nucleotides. RefSeq lists its product as uncharacterized. The transcript has 2 exons. The record is from RefSeq and is a predicted model, not a curated record. Bases 1 to 480 code for a protein of 159 amino acids. Lineage: Eukaryota; Metazoa; Arthropoda; Malacostraca; Decapoda; Penaeidae.